UAAUAAUAAUAAUAUUAUCAUAAUAAUAAUAAUAUUAUAAUAAAAAUAAUGUUAUAAUUUUAUUAUUCUUAAUCCGCGAUUGUAACUCUUAGUACGUAACCAUCAACCCAACCGAUCACGUAUUAAAGGUCGAACCUAAAUCUAAAUUAUCGGGGUGUUACAGAUAGCUUGUAUGCUACCGAUAAUCGAGGGACGCAUGGUUAGGAGAGGGGGGAGCUUGCCUAUAAAAUGCCUUCCUUAUAUAUUCUCUCACUCGUUCAUUACCCAUAGAUUUACUUUUCUCAUAGCAAAUAUUCAAAGAUAUUUGGCUCACUCUUGAUUGUGUUGCUCGCAAUAUUAUCAGACUGUCUGUGGAUUGGAUAUUUCUCACGGGAAAGGAGGUUGAGAAUAAGGUCUGUUUAGGCCAUAAGAUAAAUUUUUGUGUCGAGCUGCAAUAUAAGGUGUUUGGCUGAUGAAGAAAAUUGUUGAAGAAAAAACAAAGGCGAAGAAGAAAGUGGUUAGCAACAACUACUAAGAACAAACAAAAUACAAGCAGAGGGAAACAUCUGCAAGGUCCACAAUAAGACUAUACACAAAGCAAUAGACUCAAAUGCACACCCACCAAACAAGAAACCAUAGUCGCUGGAAAGACACCAUUAACCAUCACAUGCGAACUAGUCCCUCAGACCAACCAUUGGAGACAGAACAUCUUAGGCAUGCAAACCCCAUGAACCGCAAGUGCAUGAGGGUUUAACAUCAUCGAAGCCAUAAACCAGAGCAAAAACUUAUAGCUAAACAAUUAUGCAUCCACUGCACCCCGUGUCUCAUAUCAAUAACACUUGAGUUCACAGUAAGUAGUUCUAACUUAAUGAAACGUAAUUUUUGUGGUUGUUUAUAAAUCGAGUUAAAAAGUUAUAUUCAUGUUAAGAGGAAAUAAGUCAUAAAAAAGCAAGGUUCAAAAAUGUGUUAGGCGUAAGGCGAGCGUUGAUCUUUUGCCUAGCGCCCAGCUUGUUUAGGCGUAGACUAAGCGUGCGUAGGUGUUGGAAGAAAAAUAGCUAUUCGCACUGCAUGAUGAAUGAAUUAAUAAUCUACAACACUUUCUCACUUCGGUUAAAAUGAUUAAUAACUUACUCAAUACUUAAUGUCAAGAACAUAGCUCACAAAUUCAUAGAAUCAUAGCUCAAUAGCUCACAAAUUUCUUAAACUAUUGCAAAUAUUGAUGUAGAUAAUUGAUUUUGUAGGUGAUUUUAAAUUUUCUCCUUUAAUAUUGACUUACUAGCUCAAUCUAGUAAUGUUUAGCAGAGACGUUUAUGUCGUCUUACUUUAUUGACGUGUUUUAGUAUCUAGUUAGACGCGAAAACCCUAGACGAGGCGUUUUGCCAUUACGCGCCUAGGCGUGCCUAACCGUAAGAUUAAACGUGCCUUUUUGAACCAUGUAAAAAAGUAAGGUUGUAUAAAUAAUUUGAUGCUAAAAAGAAAUUUUAAGUUGUAAAAUGUAUACUAAAAACUUUAAUUGUCAAACUUUUUUCUAGCCAGAUUUAUCAUUCGCUACAAACUUCAAGUACAAAAUCACUAUUUUCACUAGAGAUACAAUGAUUCAAGAAAAUAUUAUCAUUGUAUAUGAGGUCAUUCUCACUUCAAAUCUUCCGAGGAAGAGUUUGGAACAUGAUGCUUAUGAAAAACUGUUAAUUAUCUUGUAAUGCGGGGCUUACUUUGAUGACAUACUAACAACCGCAAGUUUCAAUUUUACAGGAAACCACUAGAUAUACCGCACACAGACAUACCAUCAAAAUUUACGAAAUAGUGGUGAAUUUUUUACUCUUCCACAAGACAUACCUCGCAUAAACAAACUUGAGACUAUGUUUCAUGGUCAUCGAUUAAAUAAUUGAAAAAUAUGGAGCAUCAAUUAGCCACUUUCAUCUCUACAAUCAAUGCAAAAUUAAAAAUGCCUUUUUCCAUUAAAGCCCAUCCGUUGCACUCGGUUUGUUGUUUCUCCUUACAUAUCCCAGGCAAACGAAAUCACGAAAUCGAAUGGUGUUUGCUUGCACACUUUGUUCAAUGGAUGUGCAGAACUUUUUGAGGUAUAUAAGAACUUUCACUACAAAUUAUCUUUUGAAGUAGCCUAUUGGUUAAUUGAAAAUCCCAUAAUGAUGCCAUCUUCUAGAGGAUGGUGGAAGCUUUUGACAAUGGAAAGGAUUCUAGCUAGUCUAGAGGAAAACCUCUUCAAACACUAUAUCUGACGUGCAUCGCAAGCGAGGCGAAUCGUUCGUUUCAUCGAUCCAGCAGGCAAUAGUCAAGAGUGUGCUUAGACAUUGGCAGCGACUCUUGUUGAGACCCUAAAUCAUCAAUAUGAUAGAUAGGUGGACAUUGAUGGUGUCAACUUUGCUUGUCGAUCAGCUUGAAUAUUGGAAGAUCUCCCUACAACUGGAUUCAAUAAAGACGAUAUCACUCAUACUAUCCCACGACGAGCCUAUUCGUCAGUACUCUGGUCUUGUUCUAUUUUUUCUUAGUCCCAUGAAACCGUUCACAACUCACACAUAUAUAGAAAGUGUAAUUUCUUAAUUGAUUGUUUGGUCUAUAGAGGUUUAUUAGUUCAUAUAUAACUUUCAAUUUAGUUUGAGAUACCGAUAUACAUUAUUAGUGACUGAAUUUCAUAUAAUUUGUACUAACCUUGAUCCUUUCAAACAACAUUUUUGGAUUUACGAGUUUACUACUGUGUACCUGUAUCCAACAAAACAUCCAGGGUCUGGUAACACAAGACAGGGCUACACUUGCACUACAAGAUUGAGGUGUUGUUAUCUUAUUCGAACAUGGUAGGUCAAUGAAUCAAUUAAAAUCGAAAUUUGCACAAUAUCCCUUUUCCCAGAGAGCAGUCAGCAACAACAGAACUGUCGCUGCAUGCCCAUCUAACCACAGGCACAACAAGUUGCAUAUUCAAGAAAAGCUGUAUGCAUAUUGGCAGGCCACAAACCUGAGCGUUGUCGACACAAUUUAAUGUACAACUGCAAGUAGAGAGCGUUAUUACUAGCCAUAUAUUAGCCCUUUUAUUUCUUCCUGUGCUCAUAUAUAUAUAUAUAUAUGGCUAAGCUGAAAAUAUAGUUUAUCUUCGAGAGUUCUGACAAAAUCUCACGCUUGAAACAGAAUGGGACGAUGCACUGGCUCUCGGUCUGCAUGUAUUGUCUCCAAAGCUGGAAUGCCAUUGAAAUGGAACAACCAGAUCUCUCUGCAUGAUAUUUAUUGUUCAGAAAACAGAAGCCUCGGUUUGCAUAUAUGCUACUCGAUUUCAGAUUUUGCAUUGAUUUAGACUUCACGGCAAGUUCAUAAUUAACUUGAAGCAUAGUUGGAAGUUCUGGGAUACAGUCUAUCGGAAACUGAAAUUGAGCUUCUGCGACUCAAAUCACGAGUUUUACUUAAUUAGCACCAACGUUAGAUUAAAUAAGCUACAUAGGAGAUGGUAUGGUAAAUUUAUUUUCAGGUUUCCAAGUAACUAGAGUUAAAAUAGAGGUGACGAGAGUUAUAGUUAGUACAAAGGUUGGAGUAUAGAUAAAAAGUUUUUUGGGUGAUUCUUCAGGAGAUUUGGAAAAUUCUCUAUACAUUUUUUUUUAUAGAUUUGACUACUCUGUAAAGAUUUUCAUAUCUUUUUGCAAAUUCUAAGUUUGCUUGCUUUUUAUCCUAUAGUUGUCUUGUGAUGAAACAACUUUGUUGCUAUCGUUGUCUCAUAUUGUCGACCGCUUCCAAAAAGCAGGUAUAAGGUAAAUGUAAGAUUGUCAUCUGAUCGACCGUUUGCCAGAAGCGAUAGAAUGUUUUUCUAAAGUGGUGAACCCCUUUCAUGAAUCGGUACAUCGGUUGCCCCCGAAAGUGAAUGAGCGGUUGCCUAAAGUGGUCUACUGAUUCUCAGAAGCAAUUUGACCAUUUUCUAUAAAUCACAAUAACUUGUCAGUCACCAUAAACAUAUCCAAAAAUUUAAUAACUUAGCUAGGUUUAUCGCUGUCAAGUUUCAACGAAAGAGGAGAUAGAUUCGCGGUUCUUGAGCAAAAGAGAUGACUUAGCUAGCUCCUUGGGGUUGACCUCUUAUUGUUUGAUCAUUGGAUUUAGAGGUUGUUUGCAUGAUGGAUUUGGUGAUGGAUUUGAUGAUGGAUUUGGACCAAUUAUGGACUUUGUGUAAACUCUAUUGUUUGCUUCAUCGAUUUAGGGACAACAAAUCCGUUGACCCCAAAGACUUUAAGGGUCCAAAUCCAUGGACCCCACAGACUUGAAAGUUCACCUCUUGGCUCUUUAUGUGAGAAUUGAUUAUGGACUUUGAAGUUCAUCAUUUAUGAGCAAACUACCAUUCCUACUAUCUUUCUCUACUCAUACCAAUUAGGACAAUAUAAGUCAAUUUCACUUCAUAUACAUACAAAUAUAAUUAACCAAAUUCAUGAUACAAACAAUGGUUAUUUCAAGUCCAUAAUAAACCCAAAAUUCUCGUAUUUUCAUGAUUUUACAAAAUCCAAAAUUUAUCAAAAUCUUCAUUUUUCAAAUUAACAAAACAAACUACCCGUUAUUUUGUUAGAUUUUGAUGUAGGCACGUCCUACCAUUCUGAUGAUUCGAGCCCAUGGGCUCUCGUUGUUUAAUGAAAAGUUAUAUAAACAUUCAAUAAAACACCCAAAUGAUACUUUUUCUGUCGGUUGUGGGGGUAAACAGUAAUGGUGCCACAAGAGACCUAGCUAGCUGGAAGAGCUAGCAUGAGACUGUGAGGAAGAGAAGAUGGAUGGGAUGGGAUGACGUUAGAAGAAGCAGCAGAGAAUCAGAGCUUCAGAAGAGUGAGCAGAGCAGAGGGUGGUAAUGGUGGGAUGCCAAAUGGGGGAAGGGGGUGAAAAGAGGGAAAGAGUCAUAGGCUGCCAAAUUAAGCUUUCAUUACGCACACCACACCUCAUCCCUGAUGUCACUCUCUCUCAGUCUAACUUAAUAACAAAUUCAUCAUUUUAUUUAUAUUUUUAUUGUUUGAUUUUGGUUUUUGCUUGUUAGACAAGUUGUGUCAGGCACUCGUUUACUGCAAAAGGGCAAAAACCCCAAAACAACACUAGUGCAGUAGCAGCUACGCACGAGCCUCUCUGCCUCUUAGAAGGAGAAAGCAUAAUAAUAGGGUUACUACUACUAGCAGACGUAGUGCAAUUGUGAGAUGAGUGGUAGUGCAUGCAUUUGCCAAUCAGAGCGAGGGAGGUAUCGUUUCAUCAUCACCACGGUCCACGUGCAAGGCAUCUUGGUACCUCCUCUUCUCUCAACUUUCUCCUCUUUCCUAUUGCCUGCCGUUGGUGGAUGGAUCAUCUAUAAAUUUGGGACUCUCCUUCAACGGAUUAGAAAAAUUUACUGUGGAUUGAAGUUUGUUUCUUUGAAGUCAUCAAUAUGAUUAAUGAUACGUUGAGAUCAAUGAGGAAUUUGCUUCUUUGUGAAGCUGGAGCCUUGGUGGAGCAAACAUCCUAAAGGGGGUUGUCAUCUCUUCUUACCGGUUUAGUGGCCGUUUGACCAGCCCUUUUAUCAAAAUGUUAUUGAAUACAACGUAUUUGUAAUUUGUAUCCCAUUUAUUUUAAUUAUUUGAACCUGCUUAAUGUUGUGUGACAUUAAGGUGAUUUCGAAAUAUUAUCAUUCAGUUUUUGAAAUCAUAAUAACCUUUCAUCGAUAACCGAACAUUGUAUUCUUAAUAAUUAUAACACUCGUGAAUAAUCAUUCCUGACAUUUAUAUUUAAUAAAUAUCUAUGGUUGAAGAAAAAUGACAUAACAAAAAAAGAAGUUCGUCUAACAAAAUGUAGCAAAAAUACCUUUAGCCAAUAUUUGUUUCUCUUGAUGUGAGAUACAUACUCAAACUUCAGUUGAAGACCAAUAUUAGUCCAUCAACAAAUAUAAUUGAACUUCUAUUGUUGUACUCAUCAUGCUAAUGCAUAUAAUAAGCACAUCAAUACAUCCAUGAAAACUUCACUCCUACUUCAUGAUUUUUGUUUUACCGUGGUUAGUUCGUAUUAAACCAGGUAACUAUAAAUGGUGCACAUGAUAGCCGAAGGUGAUUCCAAAGUGGUCGUCAACCAAGUCCGUCAAGGCAUCUCAGAAGACUCAAUUGGUGGUCCGGUGUUACGAGAGUGUCUCCAGAUCCUUAGCUCUUUGUCUGUUUGUAUAGAGUUUAGGGCGGUUCCUAGAUCCGCCAACAGUGCUGCCCAUAGAGUGGCGCGUAAAGCACUGCUUUUGUCUCUUGUAGAGCUAGAAUCUUUUGAUUUCUUGGGGUGGCUUCUUUAGAGUUUUUUAAGGGUCCUGGGUAGAAUUGUAAGCUUAACUAUUAUUUCUCAUUGAUAUCACUCAGAAAUAAAAAAAGUUUACAAAAUUUAUGCUAAAAAUCGUAUUCUUUGAAGCUCAUCCAUGGGGCCAGGGCUUCAUAUCAUGAAAUAUUCAUUGAGAAAUAAUUAGCAACAAGGCAACAAUAUCUAUAGAUAAAGAUGUUAAUGGAAAUUAAAAUAUCUCAUUGACGCUAAAUAUUAUGAUACACUUGAAGAAGCUUACAACGUAAAAUCUCUUUAAAAUGGCAUGGUUAAUAGCAAAAUAUGAGCGAAAGAAUCAUAAUCGUCGGGCGACUUUCUAAAAUUCAUGAAACAAACAAAUGAAUUGAUUACACAAAAUUGGCAUAGACCUUAGGUUUCUAUUAUUGAAUCAAUUUGGAUACCGCAUGAAACAACAUAAGAGGGUUUUCAAUGAAGAUGAAUUCAACAAUAAAUUUGAAAACUAAUACCCAAAAUCGAAAAUUACAUGAAUUGUUUCAUCCUAUGAUACUUACUAUGAAGCAAUGAGUGUUAUCAAUCAAGUAGAACCGACAUCUUACAAUGAAGCAAUCAAGAGUGAUGAAUGUAAUAGGGCUGUAAAUGUUGAGAUACAAUCGUUAGAGGAGAAUCAGACCUGGAAUGUAUUAACAGUACCUAAGGUUAGGAAGACAAUUGGAAAUAAAUGGCACUUCAAGAUCAAGCUGAAAGCAGAUGGAAGUAGAGAGGUAUAAAGGUAGACUUGUAGUUAAAGGGUUCACGCAUAUUUAUAGACUUGAUUUCUUGGAUACAUUCUCGCUAGUAGGCAAGAUUAAUUUUGUAAAGGGAUUUACCCGUGGCAAAUGUGAAGAAUUAGAGUUUGGAACAACUUGAUGUGUCCAAUACCUUUAUACAUGGAGAAUUGAAACAAGAGGUAUACAUGAAAAUUCCUCUUGGAAUUUCAGUAUCUAACAAUAAUGGAAAACCUAUGACUUGCAUACUUAAGAAGUCAUUGUAUGGACUAAAGCAAGUCUCACGACAAUGGCUUGUAAUGCUGACAGGGUUUCUAAUGAACAACGGAUUUGUAGAAUAUGCCUAUGAUUAUUCAGUCUUCAGCAAGUGGAUACAUGGAAGAGUAGUGAUACUUCUAGUGUAUGUUGAUGAUAUAAUAAUCAUUGGUAGUGAUUCAAUAAAAGGAUAUAGAUCAAGUGAAAUUGGAUUUUAGUAAAUACUUCAAGACAAAGAUGCUAUCUAGGGUCGCUAAAAGUGUUUUAUGGAGCUGGAAAUUAUAAGAGAUUAAAAAGGAAUAAGUUUAUGUCCUACGACGAGUUACUUAAAGACAUUGGAUACUUGAAAUGAAAAAGAUGUCAGACUCUAAUAUACUGACUCGCUUCUACUGUCACUAUAGAAAAUGGCCAAGUGUAACCACCUCCUAAAGCGUAGUAUAGCGGGUUUGGGUUUUAAUGUCAACCGGGGUCCUAAAUGCGAUGACUACUCCAUGAGUUCUUAUUAUUUAGCAGUGAAACUUUAGUGAAGGUCCAAACAAGCAAACAAGUAAAGCAAGUAAAAAGGUUGUUUUCAAGUCAAGAGAGGUCACCCGGAUAUGGUUCCCCCUAGACUGCAGUUAAGCCGGAUUGUAAUUUACCAAGUUCAAUUUCAAUGAUAGUUAUACUGUGGGAGGUUCUUAAACAGUCUGUAGUCUCGACUAAAGGUCUCCAUACCCUCUCAAUCUGAGUCUCCAGCGGGCGACUAACCUCCAUCGGAGUAAACAGACUGAGGCCCUAACGAACCAAACCUCCACUAUCGAAGUAAAUUCAGUACAUAAUAGUGAAUUGACUUCUCGACUAAAGUUUCCAAUUCACUACCUUCAAUCAAGGGUGCUCUAUCAACCUAGGCAUAUAUUCUCUUUCUAGGUUAAAACAGAAACAACAGGAAUUUGAUCACGAUUCAUGCCAUUCAACAAAUCAAACCUCAAUUGAACA
This is a messenger RNA of Linum trigynum, 8222 nucleotides long. Lineage: Eukaryota; Viridiplantae; Streptophyta; Magnoliopsida; Malpighiales; Linaceae. The record is from the annotation of a GenBank genome assembly.